AUGGACUGCCUUGAUGAUAGCAUGUGGCAGCUCUCGGAUUUCCGUAGAAGUGGUCGACGCAUUGCUCCAAGCCAGGGUAUCGAUCCUAAUCUCCAGGACGACUUUGGAUGGACAGCUUUGAUGCUGGCUUCGAGGCGUUCCGGGGCGGCAGAUAUCGUCGAUAGGCUACUCCAGGAGAACCGAGUUGACGUCCAUUUACGGGCCAAAGAUGGAUUGAACGCGUUGAUAGUGGCAUCGAGGUAUGACGAGGAUCGUGCUGUCGAGAGACUGCUUCGGGUGGAUGGGAUCGAGGUUAACGCACAAGACGAAAGUGGUAGAACGGCUCUGAUGUGGGCGGCGUACGUUGGAGAUCGAACAUCCGUCGAGCUGCUACUUGGGCACAAAGAGGUCCAGGCGGACAUGGUGGACAGGGAGGGGAAUUCAAUUGCUUUUCUCCUUUUGAAAUGGAAUACUGUCCUUUCGCACGAGUUUGGUACUGUGAUGCAAGACGACGAGAGGGCGAAAGCUUCGUACACCGGGUCUGAUUCGAUGCAGGUACAGUCCACUUGGAAAGCGGACGCAUACGGCCCAUUCGCCUGA
Coprinopsis cinerea okayama7#130 is the source of this 579-nucleotide messenger RNA. RefSeq lists its product as hypothetical. Gene Ontology annotation, biological process: RNA processing. Bases 1 to 579 code for a protein of 192 amino acids. The record is from RefSeq and is a predicted model, not a curated record. The transcript has 2 exons. Gene Ontology annotation, molecular function: RNA binding; protein binding; RNA nuclease activity. NCBI's taxonomy places the organism in Eukaryota, Fungi, Basidiomycota, Agaricomycetes, Agaricales, Psathyrellaceae.